Molecule: messenger RNA, 4947 nt
Organism: Loxodonta africana (African savanna elephant)
Lineage: Eukaryota; Metazoa; Chordata; Mammalia; Proboscidea; Elephantidae
Gene: PLEKHG3
Product: pleckstrin homology and RhoGEF domain containing G3
Exons: 19
Coding region: 277-4275 (1332 amino acids)
Biological process (GO): regulation of establishment of cell polarity
Molecular function (GO): guanyl-nucleotide exchange factor activity; small GTPase binding
Source: RefSeq, a predicted model, not a curated record
AGUGGGCGGGAGCAGCCGGCCGCCUCAGCUUCCUCCGAGUGCGACUUUCAAACUCGCGCCCGCGUUGCGUCGGCACCUGGAAGCCCCACGCGCCGUGAGUGCCCGAACCCCGCGGGGCAGCGUCCCUCGGCUCUUUGGCUUGGGAGGGCCAGAAGGGAGUAUUGCCGAUUCCUAGGACCAGAGAGGCAGAGGUGCUUCAGGAGGCCAAUUCCCUCUUGGCCUUCGAGCUGGCUGGGGAAUCUCCCUGGGGUGCCUGCUGUAGGCAGCGAUGCCAGGAUGCCUGUCUCUGCCUCCCUCCGCCAAGGUGGCAGCCAAGAGCGACCGGUGAGCCUGACCUCGACCACCUCCUCCUCAGGCUCCUCCCGGGACAGCCGUGGUGUCAUGGAGGAGCCUAAUGGCACUGAGGCUUCCGCCGAGAAUGGGGCAGGAUCCCCGCGCAGCCGGCAAGCCCCCAACAGCAACAACAACUCCAGCAGCUGGCUGAACAGGAAGGUGCCUCUCUCCCCAUUCAACAGCCGGGCCACGGCAGGGCACAAGCUCAGCUACCUGGGCCGAGUGGUGCGGGAGAUUGUGGAGACCGAGCGGAUGUAUGUGCAGGACCUUCGCAGCAUCGUUGAGGACUACCUCUUGAAGAUCAUUGACACACCCGGGCUGCUAAAACCAGAACAAGUCAGUGCGCUUUUUGGGAACAUAGAAAACAUCUACGCGCUGAACAGCCAGCUACUCAGAGACCUGGACAGCUGCAAUAGUGACCCGGUGGCUGUGGCCAGCUGCUUUGUGGAAAGGAGCCAAGAGUUUGAUAUCUACACCCAGUAUUGCAAUAACUACCCCAACUCCGUGGCCGCCCUAACGGAAUGCAUGCGGGACAAGCAGCAGGCCAAGUUCUUCCGGGACCGGCAGGAGCUGCUACAACACUCACUGCCCUUGGGCUCCUACUUGCUGAAGCCAGUCCAGCGCAUCCUCAAGUACCACCUGCUGCUCCAGGAAAUCGCCAAGCAUUUUGAUGAAGAAAGGGAUGGCUUUGAGGUAGUGGAGGAUGCCAUUGACACCAUGACAUGUGUGGCCUGGUACAUCAAUGACAUGAAGAGGAGGCAUGAGCAUGCAGUCAGGCUCCAGGAGAUUCAGUCGCUGCUCAUCAACUGGAAGGGCCCAGACCUGACCAUCUAUGGGGAGCUUGUCCUGGAGGGCACGUUCCGUGUGCACCGUGUACGCAAUGAGAGGACCUUCUUCCUAUUUGACAAAGCACUGCUCAUCACUAAGAAGCGGGGCGACCACUUUGUCUACAAGGGGCAUAUCCCGUGCUCCUCCCUGAUGCUGAUCGAAAGCACCAGAGACUCCCUGUGCUUCACCGUCACCCACUACAAGCACAGCAAGCAGCAGUACAGCAUCCAGGCCAAAACAGUGGAGGAGAAACGGACCUGGACCCAUCACAUCAAGAGGCUCAUCCUGGAGAACCACCAUGCCACCAUCCCCCAGAAGGCCAAAGAAGCCAUCUUGGAAAUGGAUUCCUAUUAUCCCAACCGGUACCGCUACAGCCCAGAGCGGUUGAAGAAGGCUUGGUCCUCUCAGGAUGAAGUGUCCACCCACGUGCACCAAGGGCGCCGGCAAUCUGAACCAACCAGACACCUGCUCAGGCAACUCAACGAGAAAGCAGCCAGAGCAGGAGGAAUGAAGCAUGCGGGCAGUGCCAACACUCUCCUGGACUUUGGGCAGCUCCCCCGUACUCGGGGCCUGCAGCCAGAGGCUGAAGGGGCUGCCCAGGAGGAGCAAGAGGAGGAGGAGGAAGUGGUGGAGGAAGAGGAGGAGGAGGAGGAAGAGCAGGCCUUUCAGAUCUCUCUGGAGGACCUGGCUAGGCAUGAAGAUAUGGAGAAGGGGGCCGGGCCGGAGCCCCCAGGCUCAGAGGAGGAGGAGGAGGAAAGCCUGGCAGUGGCGGAGCAGGUAGCCGACUUUGCCAGCUCCCUGCUGGCCGCCCUCCACUGCUGGCACUAUCGAGCCAACGCUUUACUUUUCUCCCGGGGCGCUAUGGGGAAGGGGCGCAGUGAGUCUGAAGACCCCAAGGGCUGCAGAAGGCCCAGCAGCCAGUCUCCGACCAAUGCUGAGAAGCGCAUGAGCUUUGAGUCAGUCUCUUCUCUGCCAGAGGUUGAGCUAGACCCUGAGCCUGAGGCAGAACGGGAGGUAUUUGCUGCUGUGGAAGGUCCCAGCACCGAGGAGAUGCCCUCUGACACAGAGUCUCCAGAAGUGCUGGAAACACAGUUUGAUGCCCACCAGGAGCUGCUGGAGAUGGACCACGUGGGUGACAUGGUGGACUUUGUGGUAGCUGAGAGCUCUGAGGACCUUAAGGCCCUGAGCAGUGAGGAGGAGGACGACAUGGGGGCCAUCCAGGAGCCUGAGAGCCUCUUGCCGCCUUCUGUGCUGGACCAGGCCAGCGUCAUUGCUGAGCGCUUCGUCAGUAGCUUCUCUCGGCAGAGCAGCGUGGCUCUGGAGGAUGGCAAAUCCAGCGGCUUCACAACUCCGCAACUGGUCAGCCGCAGCAGCAGCAGCAGCAUGCUCAGCCUUGAGGGCAGUGAGAAGGGCCCGGCCCAGCAUGGCAGCAUCACCGACUCACUCACCUCCCAGCUCCCCUCAGAAGUGGACACCAGUUUGGGGGUGGCUGCAGAGAGUAGCCCGUCCAUCAACGGGACACAGCCUCCAAGCCCAGGCUGCCCAGCUGAGCCUGACCGGUCCUCCUGCAAGAAGAAGGAAUCGCUGCUCUCCACCCGAGACCGGCUAUUGCUGGACAAAAUCAAGAGCUACUAUGAAAACGCGGAGCACCAUGAUGCAGGUUUUAGCAUCCGGCGCCGGGAGAGCCUCUCCUACAUUCCCAAAGGGCUGGUGAGAAACUCGGUCUCCAGAUUCAAUAACCUUCCCAGGCCAGACCCAGAGCCCGUGGCUCCGCUGGGACACAAGAGACAGGCGGGGUCCCGACCGGCUUCAUGGGCACUGUUUGACCUCCCAGGACCAGGCCAGGACCCAGCCCCCCUCACAGAUGCUGAGUUUCGUCCAUCUUCGGAAAUUGUGAAGAUGUGGGAGGGCAUGGAGUCUUCUGCUGGGAGCCCUCAAAAGGGGCCCGGCCAGGGCCAGGCAAACGGCUUUGACCUACAUGAGCCGCUCUUCAUCCUGGAGGAGCAUGAACUGGGUGCCAUCACAGAGGAAUCCACCACUGCUUCCCCAGAGAGCGCCUCUCCCACCGAGCGGCCCAGCUCAGCCCACCUGGCCCGGGAGCUGAAGGAGCUGGUGAAGGAGCUGAGCAGCAGUGGUCAGGGGGAGCUGGUUGCCCCCUUGCACCCCCGCAUUGUGCAGCUCUCCCAUGUGAUGGACAGCCACAUGAGUGAGCGUGUCAAGAACAAGGUCUACCAGCUGGCCCGUCAGUACAGCCUUCGGAUCAAGGGCAACAAGUCAACAAUGGCCAGGCCACCACUGCAGUGGGAGAAGACAGUUCCUGAGAGGAAUGGGAAGAGCUCCACCAUUCCCCACCUGCAGGAGGGGGCUGGAGAGCCGUUGGGUGACAAAGGUAAGAGAAAGCCCUUGCUGUCCUUUCUCAGCUACGAGCAGAUGAUGGCCCAGGAGCACAGCCCUCCUAAGCCCUACUCUGCCAGGGAGACUUCACCACGGCGUUUAUCCUUUAGCCCCUCUGCUGCCAGCCCCAGGACCACCUCGCCUGGGAUCCGACCCUCAGGCCGAAGCCCUCUCAGCCCCUUAGACACCGAGACCUUCAACUGGCCUGAUGUCCGAGAGCUACGCUCCAAGUAUGCCUCCCACAGCGAGGCACUCCCGGCUGAGAGCAGCCGGCCCCGCGUUGUGCCUGUCAACCGGAGCCACUCAGUGCCCGAGAACAUGGUGGAGCCACCCCUGCGUGGCAGGGUGAGCCGCUGCUGGAGCCUGAACACCAAGAGGGGCCGGGGAGAUGAGGCGGCUGCCCAGCCCCAGCCUCCUGGGUCGCCGCUCCGAGAUGGGCUGGGUGGAGGCGAGGCCUUGCACGUCACCGCGGAUCUCAUCCUGGAGAACAACCUGCGGGUGAUUGUCAUGGAGAAGGGGCCCCAGCCUGAGGGGCUAGAGGAGGGCGGUGGGCAGGGACUGAGCUUGCUGGCGGCUGGGUUGGGACAGGGCCAGAAUUUGCAGGAGUCUGCAGAGUAUCUGCCAAAGGAAGAGGGGCCCAGGGACCCUGCGGACUCAAGCCAGCAGGGCAGAGUGAGAAACCUGAGGGAGAAAUUCCAGGCCUUGAACUCCAUAGGUUGACUAUGACUCUUCAGGGGAAGGAAAUGGGGAAGAACCCCCACGUACUUCCUCACAAGCCAGGGUCUUCUUGGCUCACAUGAGUCCCCACCCAGGGCCCUCGGAAAGACUAUCCCCUGUACUCUCUCCUGAAGAACGCAUCUGUGUCCAGGUGUCCUCUGCAGGUGUCUGUCCUCACCUGCUGCCUGUGCUAUGGGUUGGCGCUUUCCUGGGGCUUGGGACAACUUUCCACAGGCCCCAUGAGCCGCUUUUCCCCUCCAAGGCCAGUGUGGCUGUUGCCCUUGUAUAUAGUUCUUCGGUAAGAAGCCAAAUAUUUAAGCUCGCCUCUUCCCAGGAAGAGAAAAGCACAGCUCAGGCCUCCAGUGUUGGCUGGCCACUGCCAGACAGAGUGGCCCACCCAGGGGAGGCUUUGCUCUUUAUCUGUGCCUUUUCUUAGGAUCCAGGCAGGAACGAGGCCAAUAAUUUAUUGCUUUCUAUUCUGUGGUAUGUUUGUGCACCCAUGUGCGUGUGUGUGUGAGCAUGUGCUGCUUCUCUUGUUUAUUCCUCUCCUGUUAAGAAUGUAAUUGACUCAGUUCAGGUACUUUUGAGGGUUGUCUGGCUGACCCUGUGGUAGUUUCUAAUGUAUACACAUUUCAUUAUUUGCUGAUGGUGCAAUAACCACUGCUGACCAACUGA